AUGUCCGCCUCAGUGGCAUCCGGCUUCUUCAGCCGGUUUCGUCGCACCGACUCCGUCAUGGGCUCACCGACAGGCUCUGCUACGCCUUCCCUGGCGCCCUCUCUCGCAUCCUUGAGUCAGGACAACGAUAGCCUAGCUGCGAUGAACACUCGUCUACACAACCGCAACGAAGAGCUGAUGCAGCAGUCUGAACUCAACCAAUCACUCUUACAGGAGACCUCUGAAGCGUUAACAGCGAAGGAGAGCGAACUUGUGAAGCUGAAAGAGAGGUUUCACUCCAACGCUGAAGCUACCAAUGAGACUAUUCAGGUUCUCGGAGAGCAGCUCCAGACUCUAACCGAGCAGCUGGCAGAAGAUCAUAACAAAUCUGCAGAGCGCGAGGCUCAACUAUCUGAUUCCGAAGAGCAGCAACACCAGCUCUCCUUGGAAGCCGCCCAUGUGCAAUCCCCGACCCGAGAAGACGUGGACGACUUGAUCUGGGCUAAGCUUCAGGAUAAGAAUAAGACCAUCGACUUCCUGCGUUGUCGCCAGGCCAAGUCUGAUAAGCGCAUCCAGAAGCUGCAGGAGCGUCUGGAGGUUGAGCAGAAUCUGGGGAGGGACUGGGUUGAGACUAUCAUGAUGGUUAAUAUGAAGGUUAGGGCGAGGGCGGAAGCGGGGGAUGAUGCUGAUGCUGGGGUGUAG
Molecule: messenger RNA, 681 nt
Organism: Alternaria viburni
Lineage: Eukaryota; Fungi; Ascomycota; Dothideomycetes; Pleosporales; Pleosporaceae
Exons: 2
Coding region: 1-681 (226 amino acids)
Source: RefSeq, a predicted model, not a curated record